Molecule: messenger RNA, 6444 nt
Organism: Podarcis raffonei (Aeolian wall lizard)
Lineage: Eukaryota; Metazoa; Chordata; Lepidosauria; Squamata; Lacertidae
Gene: MTFR2
Product: mitochondrial fission regulator 2
Exons: 9
Coding region: 262-1398 (378 amino acids)
Biological process (GO): mitochondrial fission; aerobic respiration
Cellular component (GO): mitochondrion
Source: RefSeq, a predicted model, not a curated record
AAAGCAGCCCUUCAACGGCUGAAGAGGACCGUUGGGGCGGGGUUGGCUCUCCACGCGAGUUGUGGGCUAGCUCCCUCCCCGGCCGAUAGGAAGCGGGCCUGUCGAGAGACAAACGACGGGAUGCAAAAAAAUAAAAUUAAAAAGCAACCCGCCACCAACAGCCUCCUCACCGAAUGCUGUAGCAAAUAUUUGCUGAGCCCCUCUGGCAAGUGCAACAGUAAUUUUUAACUGGCACUUGAGUUAAUUCAAGUGCUUUGUACUAUGUCUCUUGUACUGAAUCUCUUAAGACAACUGCUGGAAUAUUAUGGCGUGCCACCAGAAUUGCUUAUACAGAGGUGUGAAGUUUGUCUUAAUGCCUUUGCUCAUUUGAUUGCAUCCCAUCUUCCUUCAAACACCUCUUCAAGAGCACACUUCCAACAGUUAUGUGCCAUCUCAAGAAGCUAUGCAGUGUCCUGGGCAUGGGAAAGAAAAAAGUAUGGAUCUACCCGAAGUUUUGUUCGCAGACUGGGGAAGUAUCUUUCGUUAACUCCUUGUCCAAGGCCUCAGUUUCAGGUAAUCCAGAGUUUGAAUUCUUUGAUGUCUGAGCAAAGUAUUUCUAGUAGCUCUGUUACACCAUCUCUUGCUGAUGUUUUGUGGAUGGCAGAAAAUGAAAGAGAACCAUACUCUAGAUUUAGAUUUGAUGAAUGGAGAGGCGUUGUGCCGGUUGCUACAAAAGGAAGUAUGCAAAAAUUAACUGUUGUGAAUGAAGAUGCGUUCAAAAAAAUUUCUGCUCUUGAGAAUGAAUUAGCUCAUCUUCGUGCACAGAUUGCAGCAAUUGUGGCAGUGCCUAGAUCAGGAAAUGAUCAACCAUGUUCAGGCAUUGUGAAUUCCUCAAACAUGGCCUUUAAUGCUCUUCCACAGCCAGGAGUGACUUCGACACCAGUCCCAAGUUCUCACAUUGCUGUUCCUCCACCAGCACCACCAUGUCCAGCUGUACCGCUAUCUAAUUUUGAUUCCCAUAAUUCAGCCAUUGAGCUUAUUAAACAACGUCGGGCUUCAAGUAAGAUAAGAAAUACUACAGAUAGUACAGGUUGGCAGAAGAAAAAAGCUCUUCCCACUAUGAUGGAUGUUCUGAAGGAUAUAAAUAAGAUCAAACUAAGAGCAGUUGAGAGAUCACCAGGAGGUACACCUCUACCCAAAACAAAAAAAAGAAUUGCAUCACAGUGGGAUCCAGCAGCUUUAAUAGCAGAAGCUCUUAAAGAGAAAUUUGCAUCACAGAACAAUGAUGAUUCCUUUGAUAAAGAGAACAGAUCCUAUGGUGCUUCUCCAUUUUCCAGUCCAGAUACCCCAGUGGUUGGCUGUCGCGUUUUGAAGCCAAGUAUGAAGCCGACGCUUAUUAGAACUAAUGAGCUGAUGUAGGUAUCACCUGCAAAACCAGCAAUUCAUGUUUAGCCAUGGUGUAGAGCUUCUUGAGAAAAGCUCUGCCACUGGUUUCGUAGACCUUGAUACUGUGCUAUAAAGCAACGGCUUUUAGAGCUAGCUGUUUUUCAUUAAUCUAUUUCAGCAGCCAAGCACCUGGAAUUUGUUUGCGUAAAAUAUUUUAUCAGCGGGAGUAUGUUUUACUGGUUUUUAUAACAACUUUCUAGUCUGGGCUGCAGAAUUUAAAGCAGACAUAUAAAUAUGUCAAAAAAAAGGAAGAGAAUAGUACCAUAGAAACAAAAUAUAAAUUAAUUUGGUUAUAUGUAGAUGAUGAUAAUAUAUUUACGAAACAGUAUCCUGUUCAUUUGUUUUCCUGUAAUGGGAUUAGCUACUAUUGUGUGAAGAGUUGAUGCGUGAUGUGGCUUUUGGCCUCUCCCCUGCACAUUCACAUUCUCGGCAGCCUUACGUCAACACAUUGAGGAUAUCUCUGUAGAGGGAGCAUGUGUCCCAUCUAACACAUGUAGCCUUUCCCCAUCAACUGGGACCCUUAUGUACGGCGCUUGCAUGUGCUUGAUGGGAUUUCCCUUUGCAAUCUUGCCCCCAAUGCAUUUAAAAUGAGGGAGAGGUUGGGGAUGAAGACACAAAGACAGGACCAGUGGGCAGAGCCCCACCUCCUCCUACAUGAUUGCUAAUUUCAUGAUGGGAACAUCACUGAAUAGGGCUAAGGUGUUGAUAAUAAGGAAUAGCUUCCUCAAAAUUAUCCCGUUCUCAGUUUGAUUCAGUGGUGCAGCCUUAUAAGAUCUCAAUAAUUGGCACCAGUGGUGUUUGCUUGGUUUUGAGUAAGAGACCAUAAAUUUCAUUGAAUACUGUAAAAGUUUGUAAAGAAAACGCAGGAACUGUGUGCAUAUUUGAAAUGCAUGAUUCAAAUAAAUAUUGCUGUUGACUAUUUGCACUCCAGUAAAUUUUGCUUACAAAAGAAAUCUUUUAUGUCUAAACUGUAUGAUCAUUCUCCGUGACUGAAAUAUUUCAGAUUUCGUAGGUUGUGUAUGAAGUUUUGUGGAGGAAUAUAAGCUAUAUGAUAUGUCAUUCCCCUUGUAACUUACAGUACACUAUACAGGGUGGAAGUGUUAUCUAAAAAAAGUUUGCAUCUCUUCUGCCACGACCAUUUAAAAUCUGGAUGCCCCAUCAUACAUGCAACCUAGAUAUUGCACAGCCCAGAGAGUUUCUGGAUUUUACCCAUAAUGUGUGUUUAUCAGGUUCUCCUCAUGUAUUCAAAUCUUCUGGUGGACUCUUGCGGACUUUUGAGUGUUGCUUUUUAUUUAUUAUAUUUUUAUUUACUUACCGUAUUUAUAUUUUUAUUUAUUUUCCCAGUUAUAGUGCAUUGUUCCUUAUAAUUCUUGCAAAUGGGUUUUUUGUGUGGGUGGCAAGCAGAGGAAAUUUGGCUCAAUAUAUUGGUUUCCUUCCCUGCGAUUAAAUUGCUUCUUUCUGAUAAUUUGUUGCUUGAUAUUUUGUAUUCUGUUCCAUCAUUGCAUGGUUCUUACUCAAGGGAGAGAUAACUUUUAGUUCUGUAUUGAUAUUUGCAUAGACAAAGACAUUACUUGGCCUGUAUCAUAAAUAAUGUGAUAGGAGUAAAUGAAUGUAAUUUGAAUGUUGGCUACGUCUGUUUAGUUAUUGAGUGAUGUGCCACUCUAGAGCUAACAGUACAUUGAUGUCUGUCUUAGUAUGUCACCUCUUAAUUGUAAACAAUUAGCAGUGUGUGAUAUAUAGCCUUUUAAUAUUUAAACAGUGGGUUAGAGAUAACUUGGAAGCCAUGUAUGGUUGGGUGUUUUUUGUGGCAGUAAUGGAAAUUCUAGGACAAAUUAAAAGAUAGGCAUUUUACAUGCACUUCCCCACAAAACACACAGAUUUCAAUGCUUUUGAAUGCAUUUCCUCUUUUAAUAUGACUUUAUUUACAUAAAAUACAUAUUUUUGUGCACAAGUUUUUUGGACCAAAACUAUUGCAAAAUCCAGAGGAAUGUAUGAUUGCAUUUUGAGCUGAAAGGAUGAUCGGAAAAAUACGGAACAAAUUCCUCCGUCAUCCUGUUUGUGAAAAUGGUAUCUCGGUCACAUCCUUUACCGUAGAUGUUAAUGACCAACCCAUGUAUUUUAAAUGUGAUUAACACAUGCUUCUAACCACCAGAGGGCAAUCUGAUACUAUAGCUUUGCAAAAAAAAAAUAGUUUUGCCUGUCUUCCAUAGACAGCACCUUUUCUUCCCAGAAGCAGAGUUUAACAACCAAAUACCUUGUUUGUUUUUUUAGUCUGUUGAUAUUCAUGCUAUAAAGUUUCUAGGUCUUCGUAGAUACUAAAAGAACUUGAGCGUAGAAGGCUACUUUCUCAAAAGCUGCAGUUGCCUGGUGAUAAACAGGAUUCCUGCAUAUCCAGAGGUAAAUUCCCCUCUCUGUGGGCUCAUUACCACAUAUUUCUCUACUAUUGGGUUAUGCCACUUGUUCUGUUAGCAGUCCCCCACACCCUGAUUUGUAUGGCAUCCCCAUUCUGCUGGUGUCUUUAGAAGAUUACAGCUGCACCAGCACUUGGAACUAGACCAGCUAGCUGACCAGCUAUUUCUUAAUGUAGUAUUAUGUGGACUGUAGUGACCGUGGUAUUUCUUGUGUGAGUUCUUUGCCCAGUGUGCUUGCUGCUGUCUUCCCCUUCUCCCUGUAGUCUGUUAAUAUUUAUCAGUGGAGUGAAACCUCUACAAGUGCUCAAUCCUCUGAUGCAUGGUUGUUCUGUGUCUUCUGGUGCUUGUGCGUCUCCUGAUAUUGUAUGGGAGCUCUAACUCUUGGCAGUUGUGCUUUGCAAUUAUCUCUUACAUUUCAUACGGUCUUCUCUCCAAAACCAAAAAAUCAAUCUAUUGCAUGGCAUAGAGUUACCAUUGCAUGGCAUAGAAUUAGUAAUCACCUCUGUAGCCUGGAUUUCUUAGAUCUCCUGGAUCCUGAGAUGCAAAUGGGACUUGAGGUUCCUUUAUCUGGAGCAUAUUCUAGGGCUUAUUUUUUAUAAAGCAGAAGUGUCAUCUGGUGAUACACUGCUAAUCAUAAGAAUUUUGGUGCUCUAACAUACCUCCCAUAAUCCAGUAAUCUGCCCUCAAGUCAUUUUUAGUAUCUUAAAUAAUACAUUUUAUCUGAUAAAACUUGAAACUUUUUGCUUCAUCUAAGGAGUUUUGCACCUUUUAAAAUACUGAUUUUUCCCCCUACUGCAUUUUACCAUGCAUUAAGCAUUAUUUCAAGUUAAAUAAGUAGAAGGGGAAAACUCAGCUAUAGAAAAUAUCAUGCAAAUAGAGACAGCACUUUGGUUGUGGUUUAUUAUUUUUAAAUUGCUUAUCUUUCAUUUGAUAAAUGUGCACUGGCUUAUAUUUCACACUAGGGUUAAUAUAGGUUGAGUAAAUUCUCUGUACUUGGUGUUGACUAACUUUUAUAUUUAUGGAUAUUUAUAAAACACACUGCACAGAACUCUGACACUUGGAAAAUUAUGGAGUGCAGGAUGUUCUCAACUGCUGGAAAAGCCCGAAAACGGGAUCAAAAUUUUUAGCAUAUUGACUCAUAAUGCAGAUUGGCAUAGGCAGCCUAAGUAACAAAUGGCAUGGAAUUGAACGUUGGGCUAUAGGAAUCAUGUUACCCUUUCCCACCCUCAUCAGUUUUUGAUUUGGUAAUGGAGAAUUUCUACUAGCAGUCAGAAAUACAUGCUAUGUUUCCUUGACUCACAGAUAUAAAAGUUAUUAGGAUACUUCUGUGACCAAGAAGGGCUUCAAGAGAUCCUGAUGGAGGAAAAUUUUAAAAAAACAACCCUGAUUAAAGAAAAAUGAGAAAAUAGGGGAUGUUUUGACAUCUAAAAGUUGAAGUGCACUCUGAGAACUUCUUACUAAUUGUAUGACGUGCUCUAAGAGGGCCAAACCACACGGAUUGCUGUGAUAAGAAGUAUUACCCACUCCUGAACCAAUUCUGAACUGUAGGGGGAUUUUCAGAAAUAGUCUAGAGUGUUCAGCGGGCUUGUAGAAUUCAGCCUGUACUUAUAAACAGCAUCUGAAAGUGCCAGAAAUUCUUGUGAAGAUGCAAGCACAAAGCAAAUGCUUGACUAAAUUGGCUAAAAUGUGAGAUAUGCACAUAUGCAAACAUCAUCCUUCUGUAUUUUUUUUAUUAACAUUUAUCUUUUGACAUGAAUACUUACAGCAGUAUGUUAAAGAUACAGUUUAGUUCUUGGCAUCACUGCAUAGCAGUCACAAUUUCACACAAGGCCUUGUUCAGACCUAACACUAAACCACAGUUUUUUCUGUUUAACUUAACUGUAGUUUGUACAUCCAAACCCUCCCCAGCCACCUAACUAUGGCUUAUAUACAACCAGGAUAUUAGAAUAUGAAACCAUGGUUUGAAGCUGGUUCAUGAUUCUCUGCUUGCUUGAACUAUGUUCGUCAUUGCAGCCAAACUUGCUAUCCUGGGUUAAUCCUUUUUGUUCCAGCCUUCUACCCCAGCCACCCACAUGGGGUAAGAGUUGUUAGAAAAUGCUCAUGCAGCCAAGUGAAUCUCACUGGCAGUUUUCCAGCUCUUUCCUUCGUUCCUCCUCUGCCUAGCAUUAGGGUUCCCCCCACCCAUGCCAUGCCAAGCUCUUCCUUUCCAGCCUGCCAACCAAGCUCCACUUUGCAAUGAGAAAAUUUAUGCCAUUUUUUUACUAGCAUGUAUGCAAGAGCACAUGUUGAAAGCAUUCCUUUGUUCUCAGCAUCUUACCCCAAUUUUAAAGACAAAUGCAGCUUCACAAAAAUCCUAUCUAUAGCAAGUACAUGAAGCUGACCUUUGUUCUUCCCCAUUUAUGUACUUUUGGCAGUUCUGCUUCUGGGAAACACUCAUGACCCUUCAGUACUUAGCUCUCUGAAGUCCCCCUUUGGUCAGUAUCAUGCUAUCACCAUGGACUCAGGCAGUCCAAGGAUGAUUGCUCACUCAGAGUAAUCAUACUAGUACCAAGGUUUGAAGAUUGUAAACAACGUGUGAUAGCAAUUAUUGGGGAGAGUGUUUUUUUUU